AUGUCAUCGUCCUUCACUCUCGAUCAAAUCCAAGCACUCAUUCCCACACUCAAUCAAAUACCCUUACUUCCCACUUGCUCACUUCCAAUCUUCAGUAUCGGUGCUGGUUCCAUCGUUAAUAGUUCACACCUACCAGCUUAUCAACUCGUUAAAUUUCAAGUUCACGGUAUCUAUGAUCCAAAUCAAGAUGCAGCUAAGAAGACAGCUGAAAAAUUUCAUAUUCCAACUGUAUUCAAUUCACUCAAUGAACUUAUUUUGUCUGCAGAAAAAGAACCGACCAAAGUCAUCUAUGAUAUAGCAACACCUGCCACAGAAAUCUCUAAUAUUUUGAAACAAUUACCAAAUAACUCAUUUGCUCUCGUACAAAAACCAAUGGGUGAAACACUUGAACAAGCAAGAGAAAUUCGACGUCUAUGUAAGGAGAAAAAUUUGCAUAUUGGUAUUAACUUCCAAUUGAGAUAUGCACCACAAAUGCUGGCUGCGAAAGAUCUGUUGAAGAGAGGAGUUUUGGGAAAGAAACUGACAACAAUUGAAAUACAUGUCAAUACACAUACACCAUUUGAAAAUUGGAAAUUUUUAGAAAAGGUUACUCACAUGGAAUUAACUUAUCACUCUAUUCAUUAUAUUGAUCUCAUACGUGAUAUACUUUCGCCAUGGGAACCAACAUCUGUUCAAUGUCACUCGUGCAAGCACAUCAAUCAACCAAAUCUGGAUACUGUCCGUACACAUCUCUCACUCACCUAUGGAAAUAAUGAUCCUCAACUUUUCGUUACUAUACAUACAAAUCAUUUUCAUAUAUGGGGUAUUCAAUAUGCUAAUAGUUAUUUGAAAAUUGAGGGAACGGAAGGUGUUCUACGUGCACAGAUGGGAUUACAAUUGGAAUAUGGUGAUCAGAGAGAUCAAGAUCGAUUAGAACUGUGCACAAAUGAAAUGAGAGGAGAGUGGAUUGAGAUUCCACUUGAAGGAAAUCGUUUUCCAAAUUCGUUUGUAGGACCAAUGGCUAGUAUCAUGAGAAUGGCACAAGGUGAAUCAAAAGAAAUUUUAACUUCAGAAGAUGAUGCUCUGAAGACAAUGACUGUUGUUGAAGCUGCCUAUCGAAGCACUUUAAAUCGAACGAAAAUUGAGUAUGAUAGUUAG
Messenger RNA from Rotaria sordida, 1137 nucleotides. Lineage: Eukaryota; Metazoa; Rotifera; Eurotatoria; Philodinida; Philodinidae. The record is from the annotation of a GenBank genome assembly.